Rosa chinensis is the source of this 1482-nucleotide messenger RNA. Its product is annotated as endoglucanase 13. Gene Ontology annotation, molecular function: hydrolase activity, hydrolyzing O-glycosyl compounds. Lineage: Eukaryota; Viridiplantae; Streptophyta; Magnoliopsida; Rosales; Rosaceae. Gene Ontology annotation, biological process: carbohydrate metabolic process. The transcript has 6 exons. Bases 1 to 1482 code for a protein of 493 amino acids. The record is from RefSeq and is a predicted model, not a curated record.
AUGUCUGUGCAGAGCAGUAGACGGGUCUUUGGUUUGGUUAUUGGAUCAUUAUCGAUGCUUUUAUUGUUCCAAGGAAUUGCUUGUGAAGCAGACUAUACUCAAGCACUUGCCAAGUCAUUGUUGUAUUAUGAGGGUCAACGCUCAGGGAAGUUGCCCCCUAUUGGCAAACUCCAGAGAGUGGCGUGGCGAGGAGAUUCCGGACUAGAAGACGGCAGUGAUGCUGGAAUUGAUUUGGUGGGAGGCUACUACGAUGCCGGAGACAAUCUCAAGUUGGGAUUUCCAAUGGCCUUCUCAGUAACAAUGCUGUCAUGGAGCACGAUCGAAUUCCAAAGCAAGCUCAAGGCCAAAUAUGAGAUCGCUAAUGCUCUUCGGGCUAUCAAGUGGGGAACAGAUUACUUGAUAAAAGCACAUCCACAGCCCGAAGUGCUUUAUGGGCAUAUUGGGGGUGUUGAUUCAGACCAUCAAUGUUGGCAGAGACCAGAGGACAUGACCACCCCGAGGACCGUGUUCAUGAUUGAUGACCAACACCCGGGAUCUGAUCUCGCCGCUGAAACUGCUGCUGCUUUGGCUGCUGCCUCAAUUGCUUUUGAACGUUUUGAUAGAAGUUACUCAUACCAACUCGUAAUUCAUGCAAAGCAGCUAUUUGAUUUUGCACGCAAUCAUCCUGGUAAGUAUCAAAACAGCAUCCCUGAGGCAGGAAAAGUCUACGCCAGUAGUGGGUAUCAGGACGAGAUGCUGUGGGCAGCGGCAUGGCUCCAUCGUGCUACUAAUGAACAGAAGUACCUCAACUUCCUAAGCGAAGCGGGAGAUAUAGGUGGAACAAGAACAACAUUCUCAUGGGAUGACAAAUUCGUCGGCGCACAGGUUUUGGCAGCACUGCUUGUAAUGAAGGGAAAGGUUGAUUCUUCAGGAAAAUGGGGGGAGUAUAAGCGCCAUGCAGAGGAAUUCAUAUGUUCAUGCGUUCAGAAAGGAAACAACAACGUGAAGAAGACACCCGGAGGCUUGCUUUGGUUUCUGCCAUGGAAUAACAAUCAAUACGUUGCCACUGCUACAUUUGUCACCACUGUUUAUUCCGUUUAUUUGGACGCAAAAAAGGCCUCCAUCAACUGUCCUGGUGGCGCUGCUCACCCCUCUGAUCUCAUUGCAUCUGCCAAGUCACAGGUUGAUUACAUCUUGGGCUCAAACCCGAAAAACAUGAGCUAUAUGGUUGGAUAUGGAUCGAAUUAUCCGAAGCAAAUUCAUCACAGAGGAGCAUCAAUCGUCUCAAUCAAGAAGGAUCCAGCUCCUGUAACAUGCCAAGGUGGGUUUGACUGGUUUCACAGACCCGAGCCCAACCCGAACGUGCUGGAGGGAGCAAUUGUGACCCCAGAUGAAAAUGAUGGUUUUGCGGACGACAGGAACAACUUUCAGUUAGCUGAACCAACGACCGUUACUAAUGCUCCACUAGUUGGUGUCUUAGCUCACCUUGCUCAACUCCUAUGA